Pochonia chlamydosporia 170 is the source of this 978-nucleotide messenger RNA. RefSeq names its product ubiquinone biosynthesis methyltransferase coq5. Gene Ontology annotation, molecular function: methyltransferase activity. NCBI's taxonomy places the organism in Eukaryota, Fungi, Ascomycota, Sordariomycetes, Hypocreales, Clavicipitaceae. The transcript is spliced from 3 exons. Gene Ontology annotation, biological process: ubiquinone biosynthetic process. Bases 1 to 978 code for a protein of 325 amino acids. The record is from RefSeq and is a predicted model, not a curated record.
AUGUCUCCAGGGGGCAGUCUCGCGCUCUUAAUCUUGGGAAUUUUAGCCUUUGUCGGUCUCAUCUACUGGUUCCUCAAAUCCAAAAUCAACAAGUUUGUCGAAGCCUUGCUCGCCUACAAGCGCAAGAUUACCGAUGUCGAACAAGCUGCGGAAAACUCUACCACACGAACACCAACAGCUGAUCGCGAAACACACUUUGGUUACGAGACGGUCACCGAGAGCGAGAAACAAGAUCGAGUGGCCGGUGUCUUCUCCAGCGUUGCCGAGUCAUAUGACAAGAUGAACGAUUUCAUGUCCCUAGGUAUUCAUAGACUUUGGAAAGACCAUUUCGUCUCCUCUCUCAACCCAGGAGCAACCACACCUCUCGGUCAACCCCAAAGAGUCCUCGACGUAGCCGGCGGCACGGGCGACAUCGCCUUCCGCAUCCUUCACCACUCCCACAUUCACAACGGCAACCCCAACAUCCACAUCACCAUAUCCGAUAUCAACCCCGACAUGCUUGCCGUUGGUAAACAGCGCUCCCUCGACCUCCCAGCCUCUUACCAGUCGAACCUGUCCUUCCUGGAGGCCAACGCCGAGGUGCUCCCCUCUCAGAUCAAAGACAACUCCCUCGACCUGUACACCGUUUCCUUUGGCAUCAGAAACUUCUCCAACAUCCCUGCCGCAUUGAGGGAGGCUCACCGCGUCCUGAAACCCGGCGGUGUAUUUGCCUGUUUGGAAUUCUCCAAAGUAGACCAAUACCCGCUGCUCAACGCCAUCUAUAAGAGGUGGUCCUUCAGUGCAAUCCCCCUGAUUGGUCAAUUAGUCGCAGCGGAUAGAGACAGUUAUCAGUAUCUCGUGGAAAGUAUAGAGAGGUUUCCUAGCCAGGAAGCCUUUAGGGAUAUGAUUGUUGAUGCGGGGUUCGAAGUUUCGGGAGAUGGGUACGAAAACUUGACUGGUGGAAUUGCGGCUAUUCACAAGGGGAUUAAGCCGCUGUAA